AUGGGCCUGCGAAAGGUCCUGCUGUUUUGCCUACCACACCGACUUUAUCCAACGUCUGAACUUGUUACCCUGUUGGGUGCCAUGCAAAGUCUCUACGUGGUAAAGUUUCGUAGUCGAAAUACUUCUUCCACUGGCUUUCCAUUUCAGCCAAUCGAAAUCAGGGAAACAGCGAAGGACAUGGGAAAGAGGUGCGACGUUUUGGGUGUUUGGAGUUGCAACGGUGCAGCUGCGACGAAGGAAAUGGUCGAUUUCGCUACUGCAGUCGAAGCAGGAAGGGCUGUUGCCCGCGACAUAGCCGGGUCCGAUCCGGAGCGCAUGAGUCCACCGAAUAUCUGCGAUUACCUUCAAAGUAUUUUCGCUGAUUCAUCAUCGGUGCGAAUGAAAAUUGUGUCUGACCAGAACAUCAUUAAGGAGCAAUACCCCUUAUUGGCUGCAGUCAAUCGAGCUGCCAACGGCAUACCUCGACACGAGGCGCGAGUAGUGAAACUUCAGUUCACCGGAGCAGGGGAGCCACAAAAUACACUCAUGCUGGUAGGAAAGGGCGUCACGCUUGAUGCUGGAGGUUUAGACAUCAAAACGAACGGAAACAUGUGGGGAAUGUCACGUGAUAAAAGUGGCGCCGCAGCGGUUGCUGGGUUUUUCAAGGUAGGAGACUUUUUUUACUCAUUAAGUUACUGCUUACUGUAAUA
Messenger RNA from Soboliphyme baturini, 689 nucleotides. The record is from the annotation of a GenBank genome assembly. Lineage: Eukaryota; Metazoa; Nematoda; Enoplea; Dioctophymatida; Soboliphymatidae.